Molecule: messenger RNA, 705 nt
Organism: Erythranthe guttata (spotted monkey flower)
Lineage: Eukaryota; Viridiplantae; Streptophyta; Magnoliopsida; Lamiales; Phrymaceae
Product: E3 ubiquitin-protein ligase RING1-like
Biological process (GO): protein ubiquitination
Cellular component (GO): cytoplasm
Molecular function (GO): ubiquitin protein ligase activity; zinc ion binding
Source: RefSeq, a predicted model, not a curated record
AUGGAUGAUUUAUAUGAUUUUCAAGAAUCCUUCUCCUACAAACUCGUAAAAUCGGAAACCACAUCCGUAAUUCCGAGUUCGGUACGUAAAUUCCAAAUCAACUUCAACUUUUCUUUCGAAUUGGAUGUUUCUGAGUGGAUUUUAUCGGAAGACGACGAGUCGCAGCUCGUGAGCCAGUCUCAUCAUCCCGUCGUCGAUUGCCUCGUCUCCAUGAGUUCCGCUCAGUUCUCGAGUUUCGAAGAAUCACAAAAAUACAUGGAAGAAAAACUGACGACGACGAGUAGUGGAUUAUCGCGACUGAAAUCCAGUAACCGUCGAGAGUUGGUCGAUUACGCGUUGCGCGAAGCCGGCAAAUACACCGCAGGCGGCGGGGCCCACCGAGUUUUGAAUCUCCACUUCGAUGUACUUUUGGAGCACGAAUAUAUUUAUCUCCGUGAUAUUAGUAAUUAUGAUGAAUCUACUCGUCAUAUGGUUCCGGCCGAGGAUUCGUCGAUUGAUCACGCGUUGAAGACGGUGGAAUAUUCUCUCGAUAUUCCCGAGAUGAAUUGCUCCGUCUGCUUGGAAAGCUUGUCGGGAGAUGAUUAUUAUCGAGAAGAAUUGUUGAGCAUGCCGUGCGCACAUAUUUUUCACGGCGAUUGCAUCAAGAAAUGGCUGAGGACUAGCCAUUAUUGCCCGCUUUGCCGAUUCGAGAUUCCGAUCGACUAG